Zootoca vivipara (common lizard) is the source of this 904-nucleotide messenger RNA. The record is from RefSeq and is a predicted model, not a curated record. NCBI's taxonomy places the organism in Eukaryota, Metazoa, Chordata, Lepidosauria, Squamata, Lacertidae.
AAAUUCAAGACUUGCCAGCAUGUACACAAAGUGCACAAUUCAGAUUUAUUUGAGUGCUAACACCUGCACUUAUUUUCAUCCUGCUGGAUUAAAGAUCAAAGUUGUGGGUGGUAUCCAGCAAAGUACUCUCUCUUCUAGCAAAAGGACCUUUGGCUGUGCAGUGGAACUUCCCGCCAUCUCCUCUCCCUGUGCCCCACUGCACACCACACUAAAUCCGCUCUGGAGGUUCCCCCAGGCCUCCAGAUCAGAUUUUGGGAGAGUGCAAGGGCAUGCAGGGAGAGGGGCAGGGAGUUCAGUUGUACAAGCAGAAAUUCUUGCACUGGUGGAAGUAAUUAACUGGAUACUCCAUUGUGUAUAAAUAAAUAAAAAUGUGCAUGUUUCAGUCAGUGCACAGUUAUCUGCCUUUUUUUCAGCAAAUGCAUUAUAGGAGAUAAAGUACUGGUUUCUUACCUUGACACUCCAGCAGCUAUUCAAGUGGCAACAGUGGUGCUGAUUCCCAGGAGUAACUGUGUUUUCCUUGCACUAGAUUGCAGAAAUGCAGAACCAUCGGGGCAAAUUCAACGAAGAGCUUAAAUGCAACCAGCAUGAGAUCACAGAGCUGAACAGAGUGAUCCAGAGGCUGCAUACCGAUACUGACAAUGCAAAGAAGCAGGUUGCAAGCCUGCAGUCAGCUAUCUGUGAUGCUGAGCAGCGAGGUGACAUUGCCCUAAAAGAUGCACGGAGCAAGCAUGUUGAACUGCAGACAGCCUACCAGCAGGCCAAAGAUAAAUUAGCUUGCCUGCUUCGUGAUUAUCAAGAGCUACUAAACACCAAGCUGGCUUUGGAUAUUGAGAUUGCUACUUAUAAAGCAAUGUUGGAAGGAGAGGAGAACAGGUGGGGUGUCGUUUCGAAUAUAUACAUAUAA